Heterobasidion irregulare TC 32-1 is the source of this 1322-nucleotide messenger RNA. RefSeq lists its product as uncharacterized. The transcript has 3 exons. Lineage: Eukaryota; Fungi; Basidiomycota; Agaricomycetes; Russulales; Bondarzewiaceae. The record is from RefSeq and is a predicted model, not a curated record. Bases 20 to 1192 code for a protein of 390 amino acids.
CAUCACUGUCCCGACUUGAAUGUCAGCGUCUUCCUUCUCCUCGCCCAGUGAGCCCGAUAUCACCGAUUUCGAGGAUCUCGACACACUCUCGCCGCCUUCAGCUCUGAAUCUACCAGCGUCCAACAUACAAUCCUUCAUCGUCCAACAACCAGUGAUCAUGCCGACGGCACAAGAACUCCCUGCGCUGCCCGAGAGAUUGAUGGACGCGGCGCUUGCGUUAGAGGACGUGCCUAUAUCUACUCUGUCGACGCAGCCUGAUGCGACCUCGUUACCGGAUAUGUCGAAGCACGAGACCUUUUUCUUCCCUGAUGGGAACAUAACAUUCCUUGUAGAGGACACGUUGUAUUGCUUAUAUCGCCAUAUGUUCCUUCGCCACUCCUCAGUCUUUGCAGCUGAAUUCAUUCCUGACGACUCUGAGAAUGAGAGUCCUAUCGAAUUGGAUGGGGUCAAGAAGCACGCUUUCGAUAAUUUUUUGUCCAUUCUGUACCCCUCGAAUUUCGUAAAAGGCGAUGUGGAAGGAGUGGAAGGAUGGGCUACCGUCCUUCAUCUGUCCACCUUGUGGGGUUUCAAGUCCAUUCGGGAACUAGCCAUCCGAUCUCUUGCUACGAUCAGUCUAUGCGUCGACAAAGUGGUGUUUGGGCAUAAGUAUGACCUCGAAGAAUUUCUUUGGUCAGGAUACGUUGAGUUAUGUCAAAGGGACGAAUCGCUCACCCUCGAGGAAGCCCGCCGAAUUGGUCUCAAAUACGUUAUCCCGAUCGUUCAUGCACGCCAGCAGCUUCAGCUCGAACGCCAUUCGCGAUCAUUGGCGGGGAUCACUAGUGGCAAAUGCUUGUCUUGUAACUCAAACGACGCCUUCACCCAUAAUGCGUUUAGUUUCGGACUAAACCCGACGAUCGAUGCUGAUACGUGCCGGUUUUGUCGUGUUAAGCGGGGCAGCAUGACAUCCGACGAGAUCUCACAGCAAGUCAAGAAAUUAUUCCCACAUCUCAGCCCACCUGUCGCGGUACCCACUGGACAAAGCGUUGCAAAUCAGAUGCCAAAACCAGUGGCCUCGACUGAUGUUCUCGAUGCGAUGGAUAUGGACGAAGAUUUGGACGAGACAACCGACGUCGUUCAAGUCAUUCACCCCAAGCCGCGAUCGACGAAUCGAAAAAGAUCGGGAAGGGGAAGAAAAAGCGAUCGAUGCAAUUAAAGGGACUGAGCAUACACCCUAGAUCGAUGAAACAUCUUGUGAAACGGUACUGUAGCCUAGGCUUUAUGUGAACUCUACGAACUGGGAAGGAAUACAGCCUUGUCCAGCGUUCAAUGACCUGGAGGCAUUC